AUGUCUGGCGGCUCCGACAAGGCAAUCGAAGCGGGCUCGCUGAAGCGACGCGCGACGAACUCGAGCUCGAGAAGAAGGUUCCCGACUGAAGAGGAGAAGCAGACGCUCCGCCGCGUCUCGGACAGCCUCCCUGUACGCGCUUACUUCAUCGCCAUCUGUGAGAUGGCUGAGCGUUUCUCAUACUACGGUACGACCAUCGUCUUCACCAACUUUAUCCAACAACCUCUGCCCGUCGGUUCAAGGACUGGCGCGGACUCUAUCCAGGCAGGCGCACUUGGCUUUGGUCAGCGUGCAUCGACGGUCUCACGACUUUCAACUCUUUCUGGUCCGAUACCAACGCGCUCGGGACCUUUUAGGGUUUAUGUCGUCCCUCUCUUCGGGGCGUAUCUUGCGGACACUCACUGGGGUCGGUUCAAGACCGUCUGUAUCGGCUGUGGUCUCGCCAUCUUCGGUCACAUUCUCCUCAUUAUCUCAUCUGUUCCCGGUGUCAUCGAACACUCGAAGAACGCCCUGGCAUGCUUCAUCAUUGCCAUCAUCAUCAUGGGCUCCGGAACCGGACUUUUCAAACCCAACAUCUCGCCUCUUGUCGCGGAGCAGUACAAAAAGUCGAAGCUCUUCAUCGGCCACACCAAGUCCGGCGAGCGUGUCAUUGUUGACCCUAUCAUGACCACCUCACGUAUCUACAUGUACUUCUACCUCUUCACGAACAUCGGUGCCCUCGUUGGCCAGAUCACCAUGGUUUACGCCGAGAAGUACGUCGGUUUCUACCUGUCGUACCUCCUCCCCACCGUGUUCUUCCUCAUCUCGCCAUUCAUCCUGUGGUAUGGCCGCAACAUGUACGUCAAGGCGCCGCCCACCGGAUCCCCGCUUCAGACGACGAUCCGCCUCUGGCGUCUGGCGAUGAAAGGCCGCUGGAGCGUCAAUCCGAUCACGACGUACAAGAAUAUGCACGCAGCGGACUUCUGGGAAAGAGUAAAGCCGAGCAAGUUCCAGAGUGAGGACCGCCCGCGGUGGAUGACCUUCGACGAUUUGUGGGUGGACGAGGUUCGCCGUGGUCUCAAGGCUUGUGUUGUGUUCACCUGGAUCCCCAUCUACUGGCUCACGUACAACCAGUUGUACAACAACCUGAUCUCCCAAGCGGCAGUCAUGGUAACGAACGGCGUCCCGAACGACAUCAUCGGCAACCUCGACCCGCUCGCGCUCAUCAUCCUCAUCCCCAUCUUCGACUUUUUCAUCUACCCCGCCCUCGCCCGCGCGGGCAUCCGCUUCACCCCAAUCAAGAAGAUCACCCUCGGCUUCUUCGUCGGCGCCGCAGCCAUGGUCUGGGCCGCGGUCCUGCAGCACUACAUCUACAAGACCUCCCCGUGCGGGUACGAAGCCGCGUCCUGCGCGGACGCAGACGGGAACCCGCUCACGUCCCCGCUCAACGUCUGGAUCCAGGCGGGCCCCUUCGUGCUCAUCGCGCUCUCCGAGAUCUUCGCGUCGAUCACCGGGCUCGAGUACGCGUUCACGAAGGCGCCGAAGAACAUGCGCUCGCUCGUCAUGGGCGUCUUCUUCUUCACGUCCGCGCUCUCGUCCGCGCUCGGCGAGGCGUUCGUCGCGCUCUCGGAGGACCCGCUGCUGGUGUGGAACUACGGCGUGAUGGCCGCGCUCGCGUUCGUCGCGGACACGGUCUUCUGGUUCCAGUUCCGCCACCUGGACGCGCAGGAGGACGAGCUGAACCACCUGGGGGAGAAGCCCGCUGUGCCAGGGUCGAACAAGCAUUGA
Messenger RNA from Epithele typhae, 1767 nucleotides. Its product is annotated as peptide transporter PTR2A. The transcript is spliced from 7 exons. The coding region runs from base 1 to 1767 and encodes 588 amino acids. The record is from RefSeq and is a predicted model, not a curated record. Gene Ontology annotation, biological process: transmembrane transport. NCBI's taxonomy places the organism in Eukaryota, Fungi, Basidiomycota, Agaricomycetes, Polyporales, Epitheliaceae. Gene Ontology annotation, molecular function: dipeptide transmembrane transporter activity. Gene Ontology annotation, cellular component: membrane.